Molecule: messenger RNA, 838 nt
Organism: Amblyraja radiata (thorny skate)
Lineage: Eukaryota; Metazoa; Chordata; Chondrichthyes; Rajiformes; Rajidae
Gene: mrpl21
Product: mitochondrial ribosomal protein L21
Exons: 7
Coding region: 45-647 (200 amino acids)
Biological process (GO): translation
Cellular component (GO): ribosome; mitochondrial large ribosomal subunit
Molecular function (GO): RNA binding; structural constituent of ribosome
Source: RefSeq, a predicted model, not a curated record
AGUUCCCGCACGGACCCGACCCGCGCCGCGCUUCCGCCGGGAAGAUGGCGGCGAGAGGCUGCGUGAGGUUGCUCGGCAACUGGAGCUGGAACUGGUGUCGGGUCCGGGCCGCCGUGUCAUCACUGGCAUUCACUGCAAGACAUCAGAGUUCUCAAAAUAAUACAAUUCAACCAAGAAAAGAAGCGGUAACAUCAUUAUCAAAACCACCAUGGCCUGAGAUCAAAUUGCCUGAUCCUAUAGAAGAGGCAAAACAUCACCUAGAGGUUGUACAGAAUGUUAAGGAGUUGAUCACUGCAGGAGCAUACGGCAGACUGUUUGCAGUUGUACACUUUGCAAGUAGACAAUGGAAAGUAACCAAUGAAGACUUGAUUCUGAUAGAAAAUCACAUUGAAGCAGGCUGUGGAGACAGGAUCAGACUAGAAAAGGUUCUGUUGGUUGGUGGGGAUGAUUUCACUCUCAUCGGAAGACCACUUCUUGGGCGAGACCUUGUACGAGUAGAGGCAACGGUCGUUGAGAAGACGGAAUCAUGGCCUAGAAUACAUUUCAGAUUCAAACGGAGGAAGCGUUACCGUAGGAAAAAUAUAAAUAUUCAACCUCAGACGGUCCUCAGAAUCAACACCAUCGAAAUUGCUCCAGCUCUGUCUUAGGAGUGCAUGGCAUUGGAGCAGGAGGGUUAAAAUAUGCCAUCUUAUGAAUCCAUAGAUCCAAAUACAGACAGCAUUCCCAGGAACACGCAGUCAUUCGUGGUUAUGUCAUAUUUUUUAUUGUAUCCAUUGGCGGUUGGUGCUUGAAGUCUUGCUGGAUGUUAUAAUCUCCUAAUAAAAGACGUGAAAAUAAA